Messenger RNA from Encephalitozoon cuniculi GB-M1, 498 nucleotides. RefSeq lists its product as uncharacterized. The record is from RefSeq and is marked provisional. Bases 1 to 498 code for a protein of 165 amino acids. NCBI's taxonomy places the organism in Eukaryota, Fungi, Microsporidia, Unikaryonidae. The transcript has a single exon.
AUGUCGAGCAUAGAGGAAGGAGGGCUUGAGAAGAGGAUACACAAGGCAGCACUUCUCGAGACGGUUGCAGUCUUGAACGAGGCUGCAGACGGAAAAAGAGGCAAAAAGAACGGGAGAAGGGCUUCUCCAAAGGGAGAGAAGAGGGAAGGCCAAAAGAAAGACAUGCGCAGCAAAGCCGAUAAACCCGGAACAAGGCCCGGGAAGCAGAAGAGGAACGCAGUGAGGAAGCUGGGAAAGAGGACGGACGAAGGGAAUACCAGGGAAGACAAGGAUGCAACGGAAAGCUUGAGGAAAAUGACGAGAAAGGAAAGAAGACUGGAAAAGCUGAGGAGCAGGGGCAAGGGGCCGUCCUCGAAGGAGUAUUAUGAGAAGUUUAUCAAGAAACACAAGGAUAAUGGUGAUUCUCCGCAGAAGAAGAUCACUAGGGAUACCCUCCCCUCGAAGCGUAAGGAGGACUUCCCUAUGGACGAUGAGGGCAAGAAAAGAAGGGGUCAGUAG